GAAUCCUGAAUUGCCUUAAUCUGAUGUUUAUACCAAGAAAAGUGAACAAAAACACACGAUAAAGCAGAGUUUACUGGGAUCCAACCCACAUAUUUUUACUCCUCCUUGAAUGUCCAACCCCUUUAUAGCCCCCACAUUCCAUUGAAUACUAUGUUUGCCUUCUUCCACUCCACCAGAGCUGCUUCUCUACUUAGUAGGACAGAACAUCUAAGGUUCAGAAGUUGACAUCAUGAAGGUGUUUAUUGUAUCAGUUGUAUUUGCGGUUGCAUUGCUGUCUGGAUUUUGCACUGCAGGGCCUGCUGAGUUAUCUGUCACUACUAUAUUGCAAGAACCGUUCACCAUUACCACAGGGUCUGACCUGGAGGGAUACUGCAUGGACCUGCUGGCGGAGCUCGCCAAGAAGUUGGGCUUCAAGUACAAAGUGCAUCUGGUGAAGGAUGGCAAAUACGGGAAACAGGACAAGAGCGGCAACUGGUUUGGGAUGAUCGGCGAGUUAGUCCGAGGGGAGGCUGACCUGGCUGUUGCCCCACUCACCCUCACCGCCACCAGGGAACAGUCAGUGGAGAUGAGCACCCCCUUCAUGCAGACAGGCAUCAGCUUCAUCCUGAGCAGGGAGCUAGGCACCGAGGAGGGCCACUCCUUCAGCUUCCUCCUCCCGUUCUCCACGGCGAUGUGGGUGGGCAUCAUCGUGGCCUUCCUGGUGACCGGCCUAUCCAUUUUCCUGGUGUCCAGAAUAAGCCCCUCCGAGUGGGCUGACCCCGAAACAGAUGAACACAGCUUCACCCUCAUGCAUAGCUUCUGGUACAUCACCGGAGCCCUGACCCUGCAAGGCGCCGGGCCACACCCAAAAGGUCUGUCUGGUCGUGUUGUCAGCGCUGUCUGGUGGAUGUUUGCUGUGGUUCUCCUGGCCUGCUACUUCAGCAACUUCAGCGCUAUGCUACGCUCGGACAACAAACACGUCUCAGUGCAGAACUUCGAGGAGCUGGCCAAGCAGGACGUGAUCGACUACGGAACAGUCGAAGGCGGCUCCACGUUCAAUUUCUUCAAGAACUCCAACCACCCCACCUACCGACGCAUCUACCAGCACAUGGAGAGGAAGAAGAGCUGCGUGGCCUCCAUGGAGGAGGGCAAUCGCCGCGCCCUGGAGGGCAACUACGCGUUCAUCGGCGAGGCGGCGUCCCUGGACGCGGGCCGCCACUGCAACCUGAUCCGCAGCCCCGACCUGAUCGCCAUGAGGGGCUACAGCAUCGCGGCGCCCCUCGGCUUCACAAUGAUGAAGAACAUUACCAUGGCCAUUUUGCAGCUCAGUGAGUCCGGGGAGUUGGCCUACCUGCAGGAAAAGUGGUGGGCCAACAGCUGCAUGCCAGAGGGAGACCGGGCGACAGAGGCCCUCCAGCCCCACAUCUUGAGGGGCCUGUUUCUGCUCCUGGCCCUGGGAUUGGGGCUGGGUCUCCUCAUGGCCCUCCUGGAGCUUGCCUCCAAGGCCCGCAGUCAAGCCAAGGACCAGAAGAAAUCCUGCUGCUCCGUGUUGUCGGCAGAAUUGAGUCAGCGUUUCGGGUCGCGUGGGGUGAACCAAAGCACAGACACACCAGAGAAGGGCAAAGCAUAAAGGAUGUGUUUCACCGUCUGGUACUGAACAGCACCCUACAGCUGGAUACAAACAAACCACCUGUAAGGACCCUCGUCCUGUCCUUGAAAGAAGCAGUAUGUCCCAUAUCAUGGGAUGUCUAAAUCUGUUGGUUUUAUAGUUUAGCACAUAGCUGCUUGAUCCUCACAUGUGAAUACAAUGGCAAGUCAGAAUAUAUCCUCAUUAGAGUAUUCUACUAUACUGUAGAUGCCACUUUGAAAAGGAAUGAGACGGCUAUAGAAAACAGCAACAAUAGCAUGUCUUGCCCUUAGAGAGCAUGACCCUCCCACUGUAGAAAUAAACUACUGAGAGAUUAAUAGACAUAUUAAGUUGAUACAGGCUUUGCAACUAACCUCCAGAUAAGUGUUUUUACCAACUGAAUAUUAGCUUUUUAAAUGAACGCUUUUUCUUGUGCUGCCAACAUAUCUAAAAUGUGCUACUAAAUCACAUUUGAUGGCUUUUUAAAUUGUUUCAUUAUCUUUUCUCUGUAAUAUUUUACUUAACCUGUUUUUUUUUUACUGUCCACUCAGUAAUACACAUAUAUUUCUUAGUUAAACAUUUUUCACAUCUAUAUUCUGUCAAAAGAAUGAAUGGGUAGAAAAAAUAAAGUUUUUUUCAUAUUCUAUA
This is a messenger RNA of Esox lucius (northern pike), 2254 nucleotides long. Its product is annotated as PBP2_iGluR_non_NMDA_like domain-containing protein. Gene Ontology annotation, cellular component: AMPA glutamate receptor complex; dendritic spine; plasma membrane. Gene Ontology annotation, molecular function: transmitter-gated monoatomic ion channel activity involved in regulation of postsynaptic membrane potential; AMPA glutamate receptor activity. Lineage: Eukaryota; Metazoa; Chordata; Actinopteri; Esociformes; Esocidae. The record is from RefSeq and is a predicted model, not a curated record. Bases 230 to 1609 code for a protein of 459 amino acids. Gene Ontology annotation, biological process: modulation of chemical synaptic transmission; synaptic transmission, glutamatergic; monoatomic ion transport. The transcript is spliced from 10 exons.